Messenger RNA from Chanos chanos (milkfish), 1799 nucleotides. Its product is annotated as proteolipid protein 2-like. Gene Ontology annotation, cellular component: membrane. The transcript has 5 exons. The record is from RefSeq and is a predicted model, not a curated record. The coding region runs from base 277 to 738 and encodes 153 amino acids. Lineage: Eukaryota; Metazoa; Chordata; Actinopteri; Gonorynchiformes; Chanidae.
GCCGCAAAUUUAAUCUUGGUUAGAGAGAAGUCAGACACUGACAACCGCUUCUGUUUUUUCGCUUUCGGUUGGAGCUUCUACGGUGAUAUCUUGAAACUUAUUAAGAUCGCUGCUCUCACUUCUCAGACUUUUGUUCGACGUUGUAAACUGCGUCCCUGUAAAAAAAACCUUUAAUAAAUAUUUUAAUAAAUAUUUUAAAGUUAUCAACCAGUUUUAGUGCGCUACAUUUGUAAAAGAGGGCAAAAUACACGCCGUUGAAAGUGGAAAGACUGCAGAAUGGCAGACACAGAGACAACUCCUGCAGCCAACUGCAUGGCGAGGUUGAAGAGUUACGUGCGGACUCGAAAAGGGACUAUUCUCGCUGCAGAAAUACUCAUCAGCCUCAUCAUUCUCAUCUGCUAUGCGGCAUCACUGUAUGGAGGCUACUCGGCAGUGGCUAUCUGCGAGAUGGUCUUCGCCAUUAUCUUCUUCGUCGUGUUCAUGAACGAGCUCGACAAGCAAUUCCAGGUCGUCAACUGGAUUUGGAGUGACCUGAUCCGUGCCGGUAUUGGUGCAGUUCUGUACCUCAUCACUUCUCUGAUCUGUGUUAUUGGUGGAGCAGGGGACGGUGCUCGCAUUGCUGGUGGGGUGUUUGGCUUGCUGGCUGGGAUCCUGUUUGCAUACGAUACUUACACUAUCUACUUGGACAUUAAGAGCAGUAGACAGCACACUGCAGCCCCUACAGAUGACAGAGUGUGAUGCUGGUGACACUCCACAGACUCCAUCAACACUCCAUGAUGAGAAGCACAACAAAAACACGUCACAAAGAGACAACUCCGUUGGGACAUGAAGUGAAGAUCAGUUGGUUAUAUUGUUUAAGGGACUGGUGUAAAUUAAGGGAUCAGUGAGACAAAGACUGAGGCCUUCUUGGUAAAAUGCGGUAUAUUCCAUGACACCUGCUAAUACACUACUGAGAAGUUAUAGGGACAGACAGAUUGAAUGUUGGCAAGUUGUGGACAGAUGUCAUUUGGUGGUUUGACCUGCUUUUUUUUUUGCAUUGUUGUGACAUUUCUGUUGUAUAGAGCAGUGAUCCUCAACUCCAGUCCUGGGAACCCACUGCACAUCUUUGUUCUAACUAUUCAUUAUCACAGUUAAUUGAGCUAAUCAAGGGCUUGAUGAUUAAUUGAUCAGUGGAAUCUGGGUGUGUCAGUCCUGAGUUAAAACAAAAACGUGCAGGACAGUUGGCCCCCAGGACUGGGGUUGAGAAUCACUGUUAUAGAGGGACACUCUAGCACUGCCUUUUAGUAGUAGAAGAUAAGAAAGUCUUGAAAAAGGAUAAGGCUCCCAUUUUUAUCUGUAAAAAUAAAAUACCAAAAAAAAAGGGAAAGAAAGAAUGAACCUCAUUAAAUGUGUGUAGGGAUACUGUAAAGAAAUUUCAAACCCCUUUGGUAAGUCCAAAUGUGUGGUCCUGAAAAGUAAGGGAAAGAUAAAAAUGUUAUUCUAAGCUGGUGCUAUAGCAGAUUUUUGGUAAAAUAGUUAGACAUUGUUUUGGUUGCAUGGUCCGUUUCAAUGGUAAAACUCAGGCAUAAUAGGCAGUUUUAACUGAAUUAAUGUUUGACGGUUAGUUUUUUGACUUUAUACUUUACAGCUACAGUACCAUGAGGAGAUGGCUUAAUUAGUUAUUUAAACCAUAAAAUAUGUUAAAGCUCUGUUACCAUAGUAACCCAUUACCUCAGAAGACAUUCUGCUAACCUAAGCUUGGUGUGGAACCAAUAACUUUGCUGUUUUAGGUCUUGCAUUGAGAUAGGAUGGUGAUGGCU